Lobosporangium transversale is the source of this 3491-nucleotide messenger RNA. RefSeq lists its product as hypothetical. The transcript is spliced from 6 exons. Bases 239 to 3451 code for a protein of 1070 amino acids. The record is from RefSeq and is a predicted model, not a curated record. Lineage: Eukaryota; Fungi; Mortierellomycota; Mortierellomycetes; Mortierellales; Mortierellaceae. Gene Ontology annotation, biological process: lipid metabolic process.
CUUCAUUGACAUGUUUUGUUCUUCUGUCGCACUCUUCUAUUUGUAAAUCUUUGCAUGGUCCCUGACAGUUGUGCCUGAAUACAUUACUUUUAGGAUCCGCAGCAUUACUUGUAAUGGGCUACAUGAUAGAACACAACUCCGGUUGAAACUUCAGAACGUAAGCCAGGAAACAAAACCUGCUAAGAACCUUGGAGAUCAUACACAUCAAAGAUUCGAUUUCAAUACGACUGUCCAUAGUAUGACAUUCGAUACGCUUAAAAUUGACGUUUAUGACGUGAAAAAGGCUUUCAACCACCAUGUCAAAAUUGGACGCGCCUACUUGCCUCUGCGCGAUCUUCAGAAGAAGGUUGGCAACAAGUAUGAUAGCGGCGGAAACAACGAUACAGAGCCAGGGCAAUCUAUUCUUUCAUCGCGAUUUGAUGCUACUACGUUCUGCAGGAAGCACGAUGAUGUUUUCGAGUUUGACCUUCCACUUUUCAAACAUGGAUCGUACUCCAAAUUUGGCUCCAUUUCAGCUGAUAUCAAGAAUGGUGAUAUUCUCGUCACUAAAGGGUCAGAGAAUGGCAAGGAUAUUUCAACCAUUGACCAUCGUCCUCACCCUACUCGGUCAGAUUCAUUUGCACAGCAAGUCAUGAAUGGAGUCGAAGUCGGCAUGGUCACAGUUCAAGUAACCAUGCAUUUCAAGGACCAGACCCAUAACUUGGCCUCCGCACAAUUAAAAAAAGGAGUUAGGAGACAUAACACCGUUAAUAGCAUAUCAAAUGCAAAAAGAUCUGUGAAUUCGAGUUUGUCAUUGGAUUCCUCGGCCCCUGAAAGUAGCUGCAACAAAAAUGGAUACGAUUCGGACUUGAAUCUGUCUCUUUCUUCCUCCAGCGAUACCGAGUCUAGAAAUACUCCUGUCAGAUCUCUCUCAGCACCUAUUCCUGUUUCGCGCAGCGAACACCAACAGCAACAAUGCUCACGGAUUUUGCAAAUGCCCUCUUCUCCACCUAACCUUCUGCUACAUUAUGGAACAACGCUCUCGGCUGGAUCACCUCUCUCUCCGCCGUUGUCGCCAACACUGUCCCAGUGCCCAGGGUCCCCGUCGACGCCUUUGAAUACGUAUCAGUGGCUGUCAGAUAAUAAUAUCAAUCUAAAUGGCAUACCAUCCUGGGAUGAGUCUGAGCUGAGCUACGACGAUGAUGCUGGGUAUGAAGAAGACACCCUUAGCUCCCCUAACGACAAAGACAACAAUAAGGACCAGGUCAAAGGCGAACAUCCUACUGAGGCUGACAGGAAACAGGAGGAAGAGCUGAUGGCAGGAAUCAUGGCCAAUGGAGACCAAGCAAAGAAGGACCUCUAUUUGAGCCGAUCUACAGACAGACAUAGCAAUGGCAAGGAUAAGAAACCAAAGUUUAAACUAUUCUCCGAGCAGACACGGUCUGCAUUCAAAGAUAUCCAACUGAUAUAUAGUUCAUUCUUUGGCCAUGGCUGGAAUCUAACCCGAGGCGCAUUUUGGAGAGGUUUCCAUAUAGUUGAGCAAUACUAUGCAAGACAUCCAACGCCAACAACAAAUAGAGCUUUCAACGACAUCGAAAUUUUGGAAAAGGCACGUCACUUCGUGCGCCUUGCCAUCGCAUCCUAUGGCUCUCUUCCAUGGGUAUACUUUGGAUACAGCUUUAAAGUUGCGCCACUGAACUUUGUUCGGUUCAAUUCUGACCGAAAAAACGUGAUGGAUUAUUUCAAGCUCAAAAAGGAGGAUAUGAUUAUCUGGCACUUCGACAAGCGCACAGCUCUUGUGCCUAGUUACUACAUCAUUCGCGAUCCCAAGUACAAUGCACUUUGCAUUAUCAUCCGUGGUACCUUUAGUAUUACUGAUGCCAUGACAGACCUCGUAUGCGAAUAUUACCCUUACAAAGGGGGACUUGUGCAUAAGGGCAUCAUGGAUAAUGCUCGGUUUGUCCUCGAACGCAGUGGUAAAGACAUUGAAGCGGCACUUAGGAAGUUUAAUCUGAAGACUAUCUACUGUAUCGGGCAUUCUCUCGGAGCGGGGUCUUCGUCAUUACUUUGUUCUCUCCUCCAAGACCACUUUGCGGAUUAUGUAAUACCAGCAACGUCUGGAUCUAAGGAGCAAAAACUAGAAAUCAAGGCCUAUUUGUUUGCGCCUCCACCAAUCUGCACACCCAAUCUUGCAGCGGAGUGGGAGCGGACCCAGAUCGCCUUCAUCAAUGAAAGCGAUAUUGUUUGUCGCCUAAGCUAUGGAAAUGCAUUAGAUUUGAAGGAGCUGAUCAAGAUUGCGGCAUUAGAGAGCUUGAAUCCAGCUUACAAAGGACUUGAUCACAGUGAAAAGAUGGAGAGGAUCCUUGAGGUACUAGAAAAAGCACAGAAGAGUCUUCGGGCAGUGGAUGAUGUGCCUCGACUUGUCAUAGGAGGCACAGUGACCUAUUUACACAAGGUCUAUGAAGACACGCCUGUCAUUCAGAAUAAGCGUCACGGUCGAGACAGCAAAUUUGGAUUGCCUGAAAACUGGUUAGAAGAUACCCCAUCUACAGAUACUGAGAGCAGCAUAUCACCAGGCCGAUUGCGUGGCAUGAGUACUAGUUCCAAUACUAGCAACACAAGCCAAAGCACGAUCCAUCGAUCGCUUUCAGUCUUCACUUCGGCAUUUUCGAUCAAGAGUAAUGGAAUCAAGCAUCACCGCUAUGAUAACGUGGCAGUCGAUACUCCAAGCUUAGAUGAUAAAAGUAGCACCAACUCAGGAAUAAGCGCCAGGGCCCCUAAAGUGAUGCCAUAUCAGCCUAAUCAGGCGCCUGUGCGCCUGGCUAGUGAUGUGAGCCUUGUACUUUCCGAUUUGAAUGGGCAAGGUCAACAAGAAUCUGUUGUGUUUCCGCAUCAACCCCUCGCAGAAAGCCCUCAGGAAUUACCUUCUAGGAAGAAGUCUACUACUACGACAACCGUGGCUCCGACAACAACGUCCACAUCUAAAAUGUUAGGUGACCCCAUUCUAUAUGAAGGCCCUUCUAAUGCCCGUGAUUUGGCUACUCAGCAUAUUCUCAGUGACAGUCAUCAGGGCAAGGAGAUGUCGUUAACACCGUCUAAUGAAGAGCAAGGGAUGAAAAAAGAAGAGCAGGAGAAGAGAAAAGUAGAUCUUGAAGAUGAAGAUGGUGAAUUGUCCGACGAGGAUGAUAUUCAUAAAGUUUACACGACACAGAAGCCUCGUAUUAAUGGCUCCAAGAAGAAAGAGAUCCGUAUCGAGUUUUCGGAUAAAGAAAACUUUAUGUCUAUUCCACUCCGGACUAAUUGGUUAUGGCACCAUUUCCCACAACAGUAUGAUUCUCGUAUUGAGCGUGCACUUGCAUGGGCCAAGGCCCAUAAAGAAAAAGAGGAGUGCAAACAACAACGGCGGUCCAAGCGCGACAAUACGGCCACCAUGUCCACUGUGCCUAGUCAAGGAGACUACUUUUCAAUUUAAUAAAUAAAGAUCACAUGCUCCGUGUUCUUUUGAAAAGAUU